UUCAAAACGAUGAUCAGUGAUACUCUUGAUCAGCUUCCGAACGGUGUAGAAUACGACACCGUAUACCCAGCUGGGGAUGAUCAAAACACCACAUUAGCGGUAAAGGAUAUGAUAAAGACGAUUGAUAGUGGUCUUGAGUCAUGUCCUGAUCAAGUUUACGCUCUACUUGGAUAUUCACAAGGUGCUACAGCUGUGCUCGACACACUUAAUAGCGACAAACUUUCAAAUGAAGCGAGAGGCGUAAUAGAUGCCGUCAUUUUGAUAGGUAAUCCGUACAGACUUCCAACUCAAGAAUCGAAUGUUGAGGGAAUGGGUGCUGAUGAUGCAGUCGGGGAAGCAAAUAUUCUCUCUCACAAACCGAUUCCAGAAGCAUUUGACAAGAGCGGAAAAGUGCUCGAUUUCUGCUAUACUGAUGACUGUGUUUGUAAGGAUGCAUGCACAGGUGACAAGGAAGGUCACUUGAGAUAUGGCUCAGACGAGACACUUCAAGAAAAAGCUGCAAAACAUCUUGUAAAGUAUUUAUCUUGA
This is a messenger RNA of Wallemia mellicola CBS 633.66, 528 nucleotides long. Its product is annotated as alpha/beta-hydrolase. The annotation marks the transcript as partial. The record is from RefSeq and is a predicted model, not a curated record. Lineage: Eukaryota; Fungi; Basidiomycota; Wallemiomycetes; Wallemiales; Wallemiaceae. Gene Ontology annotation, molecular function: hydrolase activity. The transcript is spliced from 2 exons.